Botrytis cinerea B05.10 is the source of this 867-nucleotide messenger RNA. RefSeq lists its product as hypothetical. Bases 142 to 705 code for a protein of 187 amino acids. The transcript is spliced from 2 exons. The record is from RefSeq and is a predicted model, not a curated record. NCBI's taxonomy places the organism in Eukaryota, Fungi, Ascomycota, Leotiomycetes, Helotiales, Sclerotiniaceae.
GGCAUUCACUAACAAAUAGGAAGUUAUCGCGCUUACUAUCCUUUGCGGCUGAUUGUAGCCGCGAAGGUUGUACAGAAAUGACUUCAGACUAUAAUCCGAUGUAUGACACAACAUUCUCUUGCAUCCGCUUUCCAAUCAACCAUGGAUGCAUCACAUCCUGAAACGAAGUUGAGAUACAGACCUCUCGUCUCUAAAACUGCGAUUCGUUUAGUCAUGAUACAUCCUGGCUCUAGGGAUGAUCUCAUCAGAUGCCACUUGAUUCCGACGAUUGGUGUGAACGAUAAAGAUGUCAUCGUUCGAAAGAACUUGCAUGAUGUCUUGGUGCAGAUCAGGCUCUCUGAGGCUGAGCGGCACAUAUGGAUCGGUGCUUUGAGUAUCAACCAAUCUGAUAUUAAAGAGAGAAAUGCUCAAAUUGAGAUUAUGGGACAGAUCUAUAGCGGUGUUUUAGUUGCCAUUGUAUUGUUAGGCAAUGCGGCAGAGAACAGCGACACUACAUGUAGGGUCCUUAAAGAGAUGGCUGCUCAAACCGUUCUUGAAACGGCUGAUAAAAUGACCUACCAAGAGUUCCCCAAUCAUAUUGAGCUUGUUAAGGUAUUCGAUAGUCUUAAUCAUGAGGAUCGGAAGGCUCUAGUCGCCCUAUUUCAGCGUUCAUACUGGUCGCGUAUCUGGAUUUUACAGAAGCUACAUCUGGCAAAGAGCUACUAAGUGUAUUGUGGCGACAAAUGUAUCACUGUUAGAGACUUUCAAAUAUCCAUCGGGCUUCUUUAAAAUAUGGGCAUUCAUGCUGAAAUGAGUCGCCUGUACUGUAGCGUCAUGUAUAACAGUGCCAUGACUGCGCACACAAUAGGGAGAGACAUGUUCCCCGCA